Messenger RNA from Bipolaris zeicola 26-R-13, 1416 nucleotides. RefSeq lists its product as uncharacterized. Gene Ontology annotation, molecular function: NADP binding; glutamate-5-semialdehyde dehydrogenase (NADP+) activity. The coding region runs from base 1 to 1416 and encodes 471 amino acids. NCBI's taxonomy places the organism in Eukaryota, Fungi, Ascomycota, Dothideomycetes, Pleosporales, Pleosporaceae. The transcript has a single exon. The record is from RefSeq and is a predicted model, not a curated record.
AUGUCUCUGACCAACGCCACACCGCUCGAGGUUGCACAGGCAGCUAGACUCGGGUCCCGGAAACUGGCCGUCCUAUCUACCGACGAGCGGAAUGCCGCCCUGACAGCCAUCCACGAUGCACUGGCGAAUGCCAAGGAUGAAGUACUAGCUGCCAAUGUUCAGGACCUCGAGGCUGCCAACAAGGCUGCAGCAGGAGGCACGCUCAGCGCGAGCUUGGUAAAGAGGCUGGAUCUGGGCAAGCCGGGCAAAUAUGAGGAUAUGCUCCAGGGCAUACUGGAUGUACGAGACUUGGAAGACCCCAUCAACAAGACGACUGCGAAGACACUACUUGACGACAAUUUGGUCCUGUCGCGAAUCACGUGUCCAAUUGGCGUACUGCUCAUCAUCUUCGAAGCACGACCCGAAGUCAUUGCCAAUAUCUCCGCGCUUGCAAUAAAAUCCGGGAAUGCCGCCAUUCUCAAAGGUGGUCGCGAAUCCAGCAACAGCUUUGCGGCAAUUGCGUCCAUCAUCUCAAAGGCCUUGGCAUCAACUGCAGUACCAUCAGACUGCCUCCAACUAGUUCAAACCCACGAUGUCAUUGCCGAUCUCCUCAAACAAGAUACCUACAUUGACCUGUGUAUUCCCCGCGGCGGCAAUAAACUAGUCCGUUACGUCAAAGACACGACCACAAUCCCGGUUCUCGGCCACGCUGACGGUAUAUGCUCCACCUAUCUAUGCUCCGACUACCCUGCCGACAAGGCCACCAAGAUCAUCCUUGAUGCAAAGACGAGUUAUCCUGCAGGCUGCAAUGCACUUGAACAACUCCUUGUAGAGGAAGAAGCCCUCAGCACCAGUCUCCCCGUCGUUGCAGAAGCGCUUCUACAAAAGGGCGUCUCCCUUCGUUGCGACAAUGCGUCCCUGAUCGCGCUCAAAGGCAAAUUGGAUCCUCACUCGGCAGCAUUGCUACAGGAAGCAGGGCCUGAAGACUACGAUACCGAGUUUCUGGACUACAUUCUUGCUAUCAAGACCGUCGCAAAUGUUGAAGAAGCCGUUUCUCACAUCAAUACACACGGAUCUCACCACACCGACGCCAUCCUGACUACAUCAGAACCCACAGCCAAGUCGUUUCUCGCAGCCGUGGACUCUUCUAGCGUAUACUGGAAUACGUCUACUCGCAUGGCUGAUGGGCAGAGAUAUGGAUUCGGGACUGAAGUCGGUAUCAGCACGAACAAGAUUCACUCGCGAGGGCCUGUCGGGUUAGAAGGCUUGACGAUAUACAAAUGGGUGAUUGUAGGCGAUGCACAAGUGAGCGCCGAGUACGGUGCCGGAGGCAAGCAAUGGAAGCACCAACGCCUACCCGUCGGUGAUGAGGAGAGCAUUGCGCAAAACGAAGAAGAGAGGGAGGUUUUGAGGAAGUUUAGGGCGAGCAAAGCAUGA